AUGGAAGAAAUCAACACAGUCCCCGAUGACGAUCAGACAGGACAUCUCACUGAAGAGCCGAUGAUUAGACGAUAUUGGUACCAACGUAUAGACUGGUGGGGAAUCAUUUUUACAAUGGUCGUUCCUCUCUAUGGCCUGUACCAAUUCUGGAAGAUCCCUCUGCAUCCGAAGACAUUCAUUUUUGCGGUAGUAUUCGGCCAUAUUUCGGGAAUUAGCAUUACUGCCGGUUAUCAUCGACUCUGGGCCCAUGCAUCAUACCGUGCUACCACACCACUAAAAGUAUUCCUCGCCAUUUUAGGGAGCAGUGCCGGUCAGGGCCCGAUUGAAUGGUGGGUGCGCAGUCACCGUACGCAUCACCGAUACACCGACACUGCCAAGGAUCCAUACUCUGCCCACAAGGGUCUUCUUCACUCCCACAUGGGAUGGAUUCUGUUUAGGAGAGACGCCAGGAUCUACCACGGGAUAGACAUGUCUGAUAUCAACAAUGACUUUGUGGUCCGGUGGCAAUGUCGCUACUACGGCGGCAUCUUACUGGCCAUGGUGUUCUUGUUCCCAACCGCAGUCUGUGGCCUCGGCUGGGGCGAUUGGAAAGGCGGCUUUGUCAAUGCCGGUAUCGUCCGCAUGUUUGCAGUUCAACAGGCUACGUUCUGCGUGAACUCCCUAGCCCACUGGAUGGGGGAUCAACCAUUUAAUGACAGGAACUCUCCGCGCGAUCACCUAAUCACGGCUAUCAUCACGCUUGGAGAAGGAUACCACAAUUACCACCAUGAAUUUCCCAUGGAUUACCGCAAUGGAGCGGACCGGUGGCAGUGGGAUCCAACUAAGUGGGUGAUCUGGUUGUGGGAGCAGAUGGGUCUUGCAUACGACCUGAUACGUUUUUCUACACAUGAUGUGGACAAGUGCCGUCUGCGACAGGCGCAGAAGAAACAAGCGUCGCACUCGGCCCGGGACGUUCCUUUGGAGGGCUUGCCAAGAGUCUCAUGGAAGGACUACAUAGUGCAAGCCAGAGACGGUAGGCGGGCACUGAUUGCUAUCGAUGGGGUGGUCCAUGAUGUAUCGAGCUUUAUGCCCGAGCACCCUGGAGGCAGUCAGUUACUCGAGGAUGCCAUCGGUCAAGAUGCCACUGAAUUGUUUACUGGAGGAGUACACCUGCAUUCCAGGCUGGCUCAUGGUAAGCUUGCUACCUUGAGUGUAGCCGUUGUUCGUGAGGUAUCAUGA
Messenger RNA from Aspergillus aculeatus ATCC 16872, 1218 nucleotides. Its product is annotated as acyl-CoA desaturase. The transcript has 2 exons. The coding region runs from base 1 to 1218 and encodes 405 amino acids. Lineage: Eukaryota; Fungi; Ascomycota; Eurotiomycetes; Eurotiales; Aspergillaceae. Gene Ontology annotation, cellular component: endoplasmic reticulum membrane. Gene Ontology annotation, biological process: unsaturated fatty acid biosynthetic process. The record is from RefSeq and is a predicted model, not a curated record. Gene Ontology annotation, molecular function: stearoyl-CoA 9-desaturase activity; iron ion binding; heme binding.